Molecule: messenger RNA, 2247 nt
Organism: Linum trigynum
Lineage: Eukaryota; Viridiplantae; Streptophyta; Magnoliopsida; Malpighiales; Linaceae
Source: the annotation of a GenBank genome assembly
AUCCAAAGAGAGCAACAACACAAAUCUUACAAAUAAUUAAGAUCAAUUACUGUAAGAAUGAGGCCAAUUACAUUUCUCGUUGCGAUAACUACUGUUGCUCUCAUCUUGUCUACUACUGGAGCGAGCUUUGAUAGAUGGGAGCCGAUAAAGAACUUGAAGGACGAGCACAUAAAAGAGAUUGCAGAGUUUGCAGUGCAGUAUAACAAUUUGAUAUCUAUCCGGUCGCUACAACUAGUAAAAGUGCAGAAAGGAAAAAUCCAACAGGUAGCUGGAAAGAACUACUUGCUCAUCGUGGCGGCGGUUACACCAGAAGAGGGACACAUGGUGCAUCUAUAUGAAACUCUUGUCCACGAGAGUAUUUCUAAUGCGAAGGAGCUAAUACUUUUUAGACCAUUUCGCGGAUCAACACCAACCAUAAAAAAUUAGUAGCUUUUAGUUUUGUGUUUGUCAAAUAAAAAUGAUUAAUAAUGGAGAGCUAUAAGCUUAUGUAAUUAUACAUUUUGCUCUUGCAAUUAAUUUCGUAGUUUUGUUCUGAUAAUUGAUAGAAUACAACUAUUGGCUUCUUCAUUUACAUUUAUUUGAUAAUUGAUAUUUAGCAAAAUGGUAACUAUAGAGCAAUCCCUUUUCAUGCAAUAAAUAUCUUUGAAAAGAGAAGCAUAAUGGGGGUGGGGGGGUGCGUUGCUCGAUAAUUGUAGGAAUCAAUGCUUAGAGUUUUUUUUUUUUGCCACGAUAUUGAAAGUCUUGAAAUACCUACACAACACAAAAUGGAACGAAACACACAGAAAGGAAGACCAUAACACCUAAACCUCGUGCGGAUAGCCCUCCAUUGCAUGCGACAGAUCCUUUGCAUUGGAAGAUUAUUUUUGACCAUCUGAAUGAACAUUUGCGUAUCAUCAGAAAACAAAACACGAGAAAAUAAUAGAUGUAAACACCGAUGAAGAGCAUCUUGGAAGGUAAGAGCUCUAUGACGAAUGGGUCAUGAACUAAGUAUGUAGGUGUGAUUCUUAUGUGCAUUGGAAGAUUAUUCUUGUACGUACUGAUGACAAUGGGUUGGGGUGGGGCGGGUCGACCCAUUCUUAUAUGCUAUUUGAAAAAAAUAAGCAAAAUUCUAAUGUUUACGAUAAAACGAAUGGGAAAAGACUUCAUGAAUGAUUAAUACUGAUAAAAUAAUAGGUAAUUGAGUAUAUUUAGUUAAAAGAUAAAGUCUAACUAGUUAAUCUUAACCUAGAAUAGUCAAAAUUGGAGAUAUAUGAAUGGAUGGCGUAAGAAAUUGACCUAAAAACGGGCCAAGAACGGGGCGGGACGGGGCAGGGCGAGUCGAAAGUUGAUACUCAUGUCCCGCCCCACGUUACUGCAAACACUGGCUUAUUCAUGUUCCUCAUAAGGCAUCUCACUUGGAGUACGAAGUACCGUAUACUCCAUAUGUACGCCAGUCGAGCAUAUGCUAACCUUAUCGCACGACUUACAAGGUGAUGCUAUUUAGACCUAGAAUUAACUGGAAUGUAAGGCAUUAUACAAUCGAAUAGUUAUACGUUCUCCUCUACUAGGUGAAACCAAUCCCUAAUUCUCAAAACUCAAAUCAUAACAUCAAAAUUUUUAAUAAUAUAAUUGAUGAUUAUGAUUUGUCAAAGAGUACAAUAUGGGGAUUACUGUGUUAUCUAGGUUAAAUUUGGGGGUUGGGAUGAACAUUCGGUUAGUUUGGCGCAAACCAAAUCGAAAUAACCAAAAACUAAACAUAAGAGUCACUAAAACCCUUAACAAAAUCUGAAACCAAUAAUAGUUUGGUUGUGAAAUUUCGAACCAAAUUUACUCGGUUCGAUUUACCCCACAAAACCGAAUCCAAUUAAUAGACACAAGGGUUAUACAAGAUUUUGAUUUCACCCUCGUUUAUCUACAUUGGGUUUUCUUUCUUCCCCGGCGAGUACAGUGGCAAUGGGGCGGGUUUGUAUUAGGUUUCUCUAAACCAUAUACAUCUUUAUUUUCAAGUAUCCAAACACAUACCCACACCACACAUAUACGAAAAAGGUUUUGCAACCCCAUACUUGUGGUUUUCGUGUACCAAUGGGUAAUAGGUGCCUCGUACAUCCAACAUUACUUACUUUAAAUUCAAGAUGUAGAUCUUCAAGCAUAAGAAAAACGAUACAUACAAUACUAUUCAAAUCUUUCAUCUUCGACUCUGAUACAUCUAGUAAGCAAUAAAUGAAAUAGUGAAGGGAGAAUCGAGGCAAAGAAAUUAAGGUUUGAUUU